Messenger RNA from Tachyglossus aculeatus (Australian echidna), 3173 nucleotides. It is a transcript of the gene GFOD1, whose product is annotated as glucose-fructose oxidoreductase domain containing 1. Bases 1 to 1173 code for a protein of 390 amino acids. The record is from RefSeq and is a predicted model, not a curated record. Gene Ontology annotation, molecular function: nucleotide binding. NCBI's taxonomy places the organism in Eukaryota, Metazoa, Chordata, Mammalia, Monotremata, Tachyglossidae. The transcript has 2 exons.
AUGCUCCCCGGGGUGGGGGUGUUCGGGACGGGCCUGACGGCGCGGGUGAUGAUCCCGCUGCUGCGGGCCGAGGGCUUCUCGGUGGAGGCGCUGUGGGGCGGCACGGCCGACGAGGCGGCCCAGCUGGCGGCCGAGCUGGCCGUGCCCUUCCACACCUGCCGCAUCGACGACCUGCUGCUCCACCACGGCGUCCACCUCGUCUGCAUCCACCUGCCGCCGCCCCUCACCCGACAGAUCGCCGUCAAGACCCUCGGCAUCGGGAAGAAUGUUAUCUGCGACCGCACGGCCACGCCCCUGGACGCCUUCCGGAUGAUGUCGGCGGCCCACUACUACCCAAAGCUCAUGAGCAUCAUGGGUAACGUCCUGCGCUUCCUGCCCUCCUUUGUGCGGAUGAAGCAGCUGAUCGAGGAGGGCUACGUGGGUGAGCUCCUGGUGUGCGAAGUACAGGUGCAUGGCAGGAGCUUGCUGGGCAAGAAAUACAACUGGAGCUGCGACCACCUGAUGGGGGCCGGGGGCCUGCACUCGGUGGGCACCUACAUCAUCGACCUUCUUACCUUCCUCACCGGCCAGAAGGCGGUCAAGGUCCACGGGCUCCUCAAGACCUUCGUCAAGCAGACGGCCCACAUCCAGGGCAUCCGCCAGAUCACCAGCAAUGACUUCUGCACCUUCCAGAUGGUGCUGGAGCAGGGCGGGUGCUGCACAGUGACCCUCAACUUCAACGUGCCCGGAGAGUUCAAGCAGGACGUCGCGGUCGUUGGCUCAGCCGGGCGGCUGCUGGCGGCCGGCACGGACCUCUUCGGCCAGCGGAACGGGGCCCCAGGCCAGGAGCUGCUCCUCCAGGACUCUGCCCCGCUCAGCAACUCCCUGCUGCCGGAGAAGGCCUUCAGCGACAUCCCCUCGCCCUACCUGCGGGGCACCGUCCGGAUGAUGCAGGCCGUCGGGCAGGCCUUCCAGGGCCAGGACGACAGGCGGACCUGGGACGGGCGGCCCCUGACCAUGGCCGCCACCUUCGAUGACUGCCUCUACGCCCUCUGCGUGGUCGACACCAUCAAGCGGUCCAGCCAUAUGGGGGAGUGGCAGAACAUCACCGUCAUGACGGAGGAGCAGGAACUGAGCCCGGCCUACCUGAUCAGCGAGGCCAUGCGGCACAGUAGGAUGUCCCUCUACUGCUAGCGUCGCUCUGCUACUCGCUGGAGGGAGGCCGGGAUGGGGGUGGGAAAUCGGAGGGGCACCGAAGCCUGGGCAAGACGGCCUAAGGGCUGGGCAACCGGCAACCUCAAACUGUUGGCCUGGAAUUCAGGGCCGCGGCUUCCGCAUUUAGGGCCCCGCCUCCAGCUCUGGACCCUCCUCGAUGGGAGGCCUAGGUGACUCCACUCCUUUUACUGCAAAAGGCAGGAUGAGUCUGCUUCUUCCCGCCUUCCCUGUUUCUCCCCAAUUCUUUCCUCCUGGCCUCCCUUCACCUCGGAAACCAGGCUCAGGGGCCUGACCCCUCUGCUCCCACUCCAGGCACCACAUAGCAGGCAGGGUCUUUUCCCUCACACCCAGAUUAGGGAAGUCAGCCCCCAAGGGUUGGUCCCCUAAUCCAUGUUGGAUCUGGUCUCUCUGAGUGAAUGUCUGAACACAACUUCAUAACUUUUCCUUUACUGCCAAGCUCUCUUGUCUUCUCCCAACCCUUUGCCCAGAAGGGAGAAGAGAAAUCCAGAGAGAUGGUGGGAGGCAGCCCCGGCUGGGCCAGGGAGGCUAGAAGGUAAUGGGAAGUAGUCGGGGCAUGGGGAGGGGCGGAAUUAAUCCCUUUCAAAUGGGAUGACUAUUUGAAUUUAUCUUCCUCUGACCACCCCGACUGGGCUCUAGGGUCUCGGUUUUUCUCCCCUCUGGCCUUUUUGUGCUAGAUGUGAAGAUAGCAGCAAACAAAUGUAAACCAAGAACUUCUUUCGUCUUGCACUGGAGCUAUGGGAAUGCCCCUUCUGGAGGAGAAAAUGACUGACAACAGUGGGUUUCCUCAUUGCCCCCUUUGGCAGUGUCAUCUCCCUUACACCCAGAUUAGGGAAGCGGACCCCCAGGGUCGGUCCCCUAAUCCAUGUUGGAUCUGGUCUCUCUAGGUGACUGUCUGAACACAACUUCAUGACUUUUCCCUCACUGCCCAGCUCUCUUCUCCCAGACAGAAGAAACUCGAGGCCAAUUAAAAUACAAAUCCAAAAGAACAUUUUCUUGUAUUCUCUUCUCCAACCUAAUGCACUCCCACUAAAUCUCUGUUCCGAGUGGAGGCAAACUUUAGUUCAGACUGCGCAUAGAAACAGCUGUCCUCUUUGACCUGUAAUGGAGUUUUAGACACUCUACUGAAUCUGACUUCUAAAGCUGGAUGGGACUACAAGAGGUCAUUUGGUCCACCUCUGCCUCCAGGCGGGAGGGGGGAGAACGCUCAAGUGAUAAUACAAUCAGAUGCCUCCCAAAGCUCAAGAUAAUGUUACACCAGAAUAUAGAUUUCAGAAUCUUUGGAUUCCAAAGGCAAUUUUAGCUUGUUUUAAGUGGAAAGGGACAUAGAUUUAGAAGCGUGGAAGUGAUGAUUGCCCUGCGUCCUCGUACUGAGGUGCAGUCAAUCAUAUUUCUUGAGCACGUACUGUGUGCAGAGCACUAUAGUAAGCACUUAGUACAGCACUCUGUUUGCCAUGCUCUGCAGUGGUUUUCCGAUUCAGACAGCUGGGGUUCACUGACCUAAAGAUGUGAGAUGUAGCCCUCUGGCUUCCCUUCCUUCAGUGAUCAACUCCAAAUUGAAAAUGCAAGGACAAGCUUAGUGGCAGUAACAAUCCUCCAAAUAUUUAGCACCCUUCCAUCCCCAGGUUCAUUUACCAGGUGCUGGAUUGGCAGCAGUUUUGAUCUUCAGGCAGAAGGUUGGAGGAUGAGAAUCAAAAAGAUAUUAAGCUGGUGAAAGGGGGUGAGAAAAAGAACUAGAUCUCUCUGUGUCAUGGCAUUUAGGAACAGAGAUUAUUCUGUGGGGGCGGGAAACAGUUCGAUGUUCCUAUAUGAAUCAUCGCACGUGGGAGAUUUUUUUCAAAGGCCAUGCUGAGUUAAUUGGUAUAAAAUUCAUAUCCCUUCAGCUGCCUGAGACUUCUGGGAGAAGAAGCAUGGCCCAGUGGAAUGAGCCCAAGUCUGGGAUUCAGGAGACCUGAGUCCUA